AUGCUCCGGACCGUCAACUCGCCUGUGUUGCGGCUUUCCCGUCCCUUCCACAUCCCGCGAGUAUCGUCGCUCCCGACGCGCAAACUCGCUACAACUCUGCGCCGCCUGGCCAACAGAGCUGUCGUAUACAGCAGUAAUGGCGAACCAUCCAGUGUGCUUUCCACGAUUUCCUAUCCCGACCUCCCGCCUCCGCCUCCAGAUGGGGUGAACGUAGAGUUCCUGCUGUCUCCUAUAAACCCGGCGGAUAGGAACUUAGUACAGGGUGUAUACCCCGUCAAGAAACAGACUGAGACCUUGGGACACAGCAGCGGUGUGUAUGUUGGAGGUAACGAGGGCUUAGCGAUCGUCAAGAGCGUGGGAGAGGAAGCGCAGCAACAGUUCGGGUUGAAGGAAGGGGACUGGGUGGUUAUGGGUAAACAGCAAGCGGGGACAUGGUCGAGCGAGCGGUGUGUAGGUGCGCAGGACGUGAUCAAAGUACCGAAGGACAUUGGGGAGGUACAUGGCGCAACAAUUACGGUUAACCCGCCGACAGCGUAUAACAUGCUUCGAGACUUCGUCAACCUGAAGGAGGGAGAUUGGGUGCUACAGAAUGGAGCCAACAGUGCCGUAGGAGAGGCAGUAAUACAGAUCGCCGCGCAUCGUGGCCUGCGGACGAUCAACUUCGUGCGCAACAGAACGGAUAUCGACGGACUAAAGCAACACCUCCAGUCUCUUGGAGGAACACACGUCUUCACUUACGAUGACUUGUCCGACAAAUCUACGAUCAACCACAUCAAGUCGCUCAUAGGCGGUAGCGACCCCAAGCUCCUGCUGAACUGCGUCUCCGGCAAGGACACGACCUCCAUGCUGCGUCUUCUCGGCGCGGAUGCGACACUCGUCUCGUACGGCGCGAUGUCGAAACAGCCGCUGAGCGUGCCGACGUCGUAUUUUAUCUUCAAAAACCUCAAGACCUGUGGGUUCUGGCAGAGUCGGUGGUAUAACGAGCACUCGAGAGAGGAGCGCGAGGCCUUGAUGAACGCUAUCGUCGAUAUCAUCCGUGCAGGGAAGCUGAGAGAACCAGAGCACGAGACCGUCACUAUCCCUGGCAGCACGAGUGAUGAGGAGGCUACACAACUCGUGCGGGAGACCAUGAGGAAGGUGGAGGACGGUGCGGGGAGGAAGGUAUUGCUCCGGGUCGAGAAUGUUGAGUAGAUGUGGGGAAGGGGAAGGAGUAGAGAAGAGAGUGCAAGUAUGCAUAUUGGGCAGAGCCGGUGAUCCGUGUUCGUUGCGAUUGCAGGGCGUUCCAAUGAUUUUCGGGCGGUCGCCGUUAUCCGUAUAGAUCGGAUGUGUAAGGCAUCUGUGCGGCGUAGUACUUGUCCUCUUGCUGUGUCUGUCACCAACACCAAUACCGGCGCACGUAUUCCGACGAUCGUGAGCG
Messenger RNA from Gloeophyllum trabeum ATCC 11539, 1417 nucleotides. RefSeq names its product NAD P-binding protein. NCBI's taxonomy places the organism in Eukaryota, Fungi, Basidiomycota, Agaricomycetes, Gloeophyllales, Gloeophyllaceae. The coding region runs from base 1 to 1191 and encodes 396 amino acids. The transcript is spliced from 7 exons. Gene Ontology annotation, cellular component: mitochondrion. Gene Ontology annotation, biological process: fatty acid metabolic process. Gene Ontology annotation, molecular function: trans-2-enoyl-CoA reductase (NADPH) activity. The record is from RefSeq and is a predicted model, not a curated record.